CCCAUUGGCUGCGCCUGCCCGUCCCCCCGCUCCCAUUGGCUAUAUGCAGGGGCCGCGCACCAGUCAAGGCCCCGCCCCCCACCCGCCCCGAACACGGGGGGCUGUGACCCCCAUGGGGUGUGUCCCCCCCCAAACCGGGGGAGCGGCCCCGAACACGGGGGGCUGUGACUCCUGUGGGGUGUGUCCCUGCUCCAGCCCCUCUGCACACACCCGGUACUGCCCCCCGGGCUGCUGCACCCCCCUCUGUUCCCGUCUAUGGGUCUGCAUACACCGGGGUCCUGCCCCCGCUCCGCAGUGCUGUAGCCCCCCCCAACCCUCCUGCACACCCUGAGGUGGUUACUACCUCUAUGCCCCAUCUCCUCUAGGGUGCUGGACCUCCCAUUCCAUCUUCCCCUUGGGGUGCUACCAACCAUGUCCCACUUUUCCCUAGCCCCAGUGGAGUGCUGUGUCCCCAUCCCACCCCACCACUCUGCACACACUGCGUUGCUGCCACCCCUGUAGUCUCCCCUCUUCCCCACACUGCGUGCUGCCCCCCAUUCCUGCCCCCAUAUCCCCCACCAUACAAACACUGGGGUGUACCACCCCACAUUUUCCUGGAUGAUGAUCUUGGACCUCUUUUCCAACCUUAACAAUUCUAUGAUUUCCACUCCCCCACUAGUUCCAACCCGCUCAAACUGGGGUGAUGCCCCUCUUUUCUCACUGCUCCCCCGUCCUGGGCAGCCUUCCCUGCCUCCUGCCCUCUGCCAAGAGCGGGCACCAGCCCAAAGCUGCCGGUAACUUUCCAUUAUUCGGGCUCCAGUUCCGGGCAGCUCCGCUCUCUGGAUCGAUGUGCCGCUGGCCGGCACCUCACGGUCACGGGGGUGGGCGGUGUCUCCCCACCCACGACAAGGGUGGCCCUCCCUGCCAGAGGCCACAGGCUGGGGAAGCACCGACCACCCCCGGGCAAGCCUGCACAGCGCCAUGUCCCUGCUCGCAGCUGGGGACACUGUCCGGCUGUCACAUGCCUGUCACGUGUUUGUUACGUGAUGGUAAAAACACAGCGGAAACGGCUUUUUGGGGUGGUUUGUGAGUGCAGUGCGUGUCAGGGUGAUGAUACAGGUGCUGCCGCUGGGAGCCUUAUCUCUGCUCCACACCCGGGCCCUGCUUAUCGGGGACCCUGAUGUGCUGUGGUGGGUGGCACUGCUCUUCGCAGCUGCUGCCAGACAUCCCCUGGGACUGAAGGGCCAUGAUGGGAGCAGGCAGCAUGUGAGGGCAGCGGUGGCAUGGGAGCUGGACGGGGGGAAGCAGAGGUGCACCAUCCCAAUUUGGGCUACAAACUUCAUAUUUUUAUAUAAAAGCUUCAAAACAUCCCCCGCUGCAGCCUGGCAGUGGGGGGCUGUUUUGAAGAUGUGUAGCAGUGGUGUUUCUUCCCUGCACAUGCAGCCAUGGUCCAGGCACAGUGUUCAGCAUCCCCGUGGGGGUGAGCUGGCAAUGCCAGUGCUGCCAGGCUGGCACUGCUCCCCUCCAUGCCUGGCUGUGCCUGUGCCAAGGGCUUUCCUGUGGGAGACCACAAAAGACUUUCACAGGCAGGCUCUGCCUGCACCUGUAUCCUGCCUGCUGAUGAGUGCCAGUGGUUUGUGAGCUGGCUCGGCUGUGCUGGUCUCCCCCGCAGCAGGUUUGGGGGUCACAUGUGUGGUACUCUUUGCUAGAUCCUCAAUGGCCCUGUGUUCUGUGGGCCAUUCACACCCAAGAGUUUGCAAAGCCCAUUCUCUGCAUCCCCCAAUGCAUCCUUGCCCAAGCCCUGGUGGGAUUUGACUGGAUAUUAGGAAAUGGAUCUUCCCCCGGAAGGUGGUAGGGCACUGAACAGGCUCCCCAGGGCAGUGGGCACAGCACCAAGGCUGCCAGAGCUCAAGGAGUGUUUGGACAACACUCUGAGGCACAGGGUGGCGAUUGUUGAGGUGUCUGUGCAGGGCCAGGAGUUGGACCGGAUGAUCCUUGUGGGUCCCUUCCAACUCAGGAUGCUCUAUGAUUCUAUGAAUGCCAUCCUGGAGGUUACCCAGGGAUGUCACAAAGCGGGGACAAAGCCCAGGGUGGCAUUGGAAGGGUUGUGUUGGACCCUGCCCCUUGCCUACCCUUGCUCUGGGUCUUCCUUGGCUCUCUUUGGGGCAGAAUGCCAAAUUCUCAGUGUUUCUGCCAGGGCUGGUGCUGAAUUGGACUGCACGUGGUUGAGAGGGGUGAGGAAUCCUGGGCUUGUGGCUGCUGAGCUCUGGAGCUGUGUCCUUCUCCUCAGUGAAUGCUUUAGGGUUGGACCCUGCUGCCAGCCAGGAAACAGAGGCACAAACCAGGAGCAGGCAGCAGGUCUUUGGGGCUCCUGGUGCCAUCUCCUGUUGUUCUUCUGAAGCAAACUGGAGACAAUGGCAGGGAAAUACCCUUUCUGCCCCACCAAUGGGCUGUGUCCACCUUUUCCACAGGCUUUCCACCUGGGAACAGCAAUGCAAUGUGGGCAGGAACUGGCUUAUCCUGCCUGCCACAGGCUCCUGCCUGCCCUGCCCAGGCUGGCAUCCAGGCCUCUGCCAGCUUGUCCCAGGAGGCCUCAGCCACAUGCUGAAGGCUUCUGCCAGGUCAUGGUGACACAGCUGGAAAAUAAGUGUGCUGCAGGCAAAAGAGCCUGGAUGCUGCUUGUGGGCUAGGGGCUUUGAGGUGGGUGCCAGCCUGGGUGGGGGCUGGAGAGGCAGUGCCGCAGCUGGGCAGGGGCUUCUGGUACCCAUGGGAUGAGAGUCCCCCUCCAUAGUGGAGGUGAUUAUAGUCAGCAGCCUUAGGGCCGAUGCUGGCCAGCGGGCAUCCCAAGACUGGAAAUGUGUGCUAACACAGGGAGGGACAGUCCUGCCCUGAGCACUGUCAGAUGUUGUUCAGGCUCUGCCAUGCAGCACGUGGACUUGGCUUCCUCUAGAGAUUCCUUGUGUGGACACCUGAUAGGUGGUCCAGUGUGGCAUCACCAUCCAGCCUGGCCAAUCCUGCUCCCAGAGUUGCCACCUCCUCUUUUCCUCCUGCUCCCAGAGCUGCUGCCACCCCUGCCCAGUGCUCUGUCAGCAUGUCCCUGGGAUCAUGGGGUGACUUCUCUUCAGCCUGAAGCUCUCCAAGGAGGUCCUGUGGUGGCCCUGGGCUGGUGUGUGCUGGCAACUCAUUCAUGGAGCAGGUUGAAGGAUUAGUCUGCCAAGAGCUUUGCUUUAUUCCUACCUGUGGGAUUUUAAGCACCACCUAUAGCUCUAUUCUGGACUUCGUGUAACCAUGAGUUUUUUUCCUUGAUGUGGUCAUUCAGGAUAACUUUGCCAGACCCAUUUGCUGAUGAGCAAAGCAAACACACUGUGCUGCUGGCACCCUGGGGGUAACCUCCAAGGCCAAAGGGAUUAUUUCUGACAGCGUUCCUUUGUGCUGUUCCUGAGAUGGUUUAUUUAGCCUAAUCCAAAACUUCCUGAAAGCCCCUGGAUGCUGUGUCAGCUGGAUUACACUUCCCAGCCAUCCAUCGGGCUGUGGCAAGUCCUCAUAACCUGCUUUAGGCAAGUGUGAGCUCUCAGGUCCUGAGUUCAACCUUGAAGUUGCUGCUUUCUGGAUACAGCCUCCCAGGAGUGUUUGGGCAGUGCCUGGAGAUGGGUCCUGCUCUGAGAGACAUGCUGUCAGUUUGCAAAAUGGAUGGCCAGGUACAAGCCGGGUUAAGUGGCACUUGGUGGGCAAGGGAAUGGCUUUGCUGGCCAAGAUUAAUAUUGCAAAGUGAGCAGCUGAUAUCCAGGAUGGAGUUAUUUCUUCAGCUGUAAGGAGCUUCCUUUAUUUUGCUUGUUGCAGAAGAACAAAGUGAGCACUGUGGCACUGCUUUAAAUGCCCCCCGGGGGAUGAAGGAAGGGCUGGUGCAGUCAUGCAGUAGGAAUGCUGCUGGGAAGGGUGUGUUUGUCUUCGGGAACACAAAACCAAGCUCCAAGGGUGCUGUUUGCUAGUUGAGCUGUGUGCCUUUGCUGGAGGAGGUUUUGUUCCUGGCCGCCUGUUCUCAGCACCUCAGAUGUUGGGCCCAAGGUGUGCCUCGGGCUCAGAGCUGUCCUCAGCUGCAGCUGGAACCUGUCCACAGGACCCAUGUCUGUGUGUCCUCAUGUCACAGCAGUAUCUAGCUGAAGCCAUUCUCUGUGCCACACCAUCUGCUCUGAGGGGACCUUCCACCUGCUGAGGGCUUUGCUGGCACAUUCCAUCCCUAAGUGUAUGAUCUCCCCUCCUUUUCAUUUACCUUCUGUAUUCAGGGCCAGAAAACUGCUUUUCCUGUCCUCAGGGGAAAAAAAUUAAAGAGCAGAGCCUGCUAGAUGUGAUGCCUUCUGCUCCCUGUGAGCUUCAGCUGUUCCUGCCCCAGCUCCUCUCAGGCUUUGUGGCACUUUGAGCCAUGUGGAGCUGUUCCUGGCUCCAGGAAGCUGGAGGGAAUGGCUUGUUUCUGGUUGUUUAUGCUUCCAGCAGCUCCUAAUCCCUGUCACAGGGUUUCCAUGUGGGACAAUAUGUCCCAGGACCAUGCCACAUGCCUCUCUGCUCUCUUGUCCAAGCCUGCUGGCUCUGGAUGGGUGACUUUGCUGCUUCCCUCACAAUGUGCUUCCCCCUCGUUGGGCACGGCCAGUUUUGGGACAGUGAUGCCAAGGCAGAGACCUCCUGGAGGAGAUGGCUCUGCUGUCACUCAGGACUGCUCUCUGGGGGCUGGCCCUGUUUCUGGGUGAGACUUCAGGUCUGUGGUUAGGUUUAAGAUGUCAGCAAGGAGGCUUGGCUGCUCAAGCUCAGGGAGUAUCUCGUGCCUUGGCCUGCAUCCCCCAGGCUGCCAGAGCCCUGUUAUCUCUGUAGCAGGAAAACUUGGGCUUAAAAUUAAUCUGAGGUCAGCUGGAGUUGAAGCCUAGACGUUGUGAGUUGUUGGCUGAUGCCGAGGCACAGAGGAGUGUCCUGAAGCAGCAGGACACCCUUGGCUCCAUCUGGGUCUGGAGGAGCUUUGUGCUUCAUGGUCCAGCUGCAGGUGCCAUCAAGGUGGGGAGGCAUCGGGUUGAGGUUUGCUGUUACCACAGCAAGGACCAUGAGCUGGUUAGAGAUGGAGCAUCCCAGCCCCCACCAGGGCUGACCUUGUCCUUGCCAUGGGAUAGGGUCUUGGAGAGCAGCUCUGGACCCUUGGACAGAGCAUCCUUGCUGUGCUGCCUCAGGGCCUCCAGGUCUUCCCUGGAUGGAUAGUAAAGUCCUGUUCCCUUCCACAGCUCCCGCACCUCUGCAGCUGAGAAGGAGAUGGGAGGAGCAGAACAAAAGGAGAAGCAAUACCAAGCCCAUCAGGGAUUUGAGGAUCAUCAUGGUGGGUUCACUGGUGCCCACACCUAUUUCUACACAGAUGAGGCCAAGUGUGACCAGCAUAUGGAGACUUUCCUCCGCUGCAUCGAUGCCUCAAGUGGCAGCUCAGAGGACGGCUUCUCUGCCAUCAAGCUGACAGCACUGGCCAGACCUCAGUUCCUGGUGCGGUUCUCGGAGGUGCUGGUGAAGUGGCGGAGGUUCUUUCUCCAAAUGGCUGCAGAGCAGGGCCAGGCUGGGCAGGCAGUGCUGGAGAUGAAACUGGAGGUGGAGAAGCUGCAGGAAACACUGGCCAACCUCAGCAUUGUGACCAAGGCAGAGAGCCAGGAGUGGUUCAUGGGCGAGAGCCUGGGCACAAGCAGCACUGUGGACCUGCUUGACUGGAACAGCCUGUUGGACAGCCGCACCAAGAUCUCCAAGCCUCUGCUCAUCCCCAACAGGCAGACUGGGCAGCUUGAGCCGCUGCUCUCACGCUUCAGUGAGGAGGAGGAUCUGCAGAUGAAGCGGGUGCUGCAGCGCAUGGAUGUCCUUGCCAAGAGAGCCAUGGAGAAGGGUGUGAGGUUGAUGGUGGACGCAGAGCAGAGCUACUUCCAGCCAGCCAUCAGCCGCCUCACCGUGGAGACACAGCGCCGCUUCAACAGGAACCAGGCCAUAAUCUUCAACACCUAUCAGUGCUACCUGAGGGAGGCUUAUGACAAUGUGACAGGGGACAUGGAGCUGUCACGCCGGGAGGGGUGGCACUUCGGCACCAAGCUGGUCCGUGGCGCGUAUAUGGAGCAGGAGCGGGAAAGGGCGGCUCAGUUGGGCUACGAGGAUCCCAUCAACCCAACCUAUGAGAAGACCAAUGAGAUGUACCACAGGUGCCUGGACUAUGUCCUGGAGGAGAUCAAGCACAGACGGAAAGCCAGCGUGAUGGUGGCAUCUCACAAUGAGGACACAGUGAAGUUCACCCUGCGCAGGAUGAUGGAGCUUGGGAUCCAUCCCUCAGAGAAGAAGGUGUGCUUUGGGCAGCUGCUGGGCAUGUGUGACCAGAUCACCUUCCCCCUGGCCUCUAUCCCUCUAGGCCAGGCUGGCUUCCCCGUGUACAAGUACGUGCCCUACGGCCCAGUGAACGAGGUGCUGCCCUACCUGUCCCGCAGGGCCCAGGAGAACAGGGGCUUCAUGCAGCGGGCAAACCGGGAGCGGGACCUGCUCUGGAAAGAGGUCAAGAGGCGCCUCCUCGCAGGAAACCUCUUCAGCCACUGACCCCAACCCUGGGGCUCCUGUGCCUUCAGCCGGAACCACUGUCACCAUUCCCCAUCCCAAUUCUGCUGCAGCUACCCCAAGCACCCUUUGCCCUUUGAGAGAAGUGUCCUUGUUGCUGCUGAACCACACACACCUUCCGGCAGUCGCUGCUGCAGGGUUGCCCCACCCGGCACUGCCCCAGGGAUGUCCCUCUGUCAUCCCACAGCCUCUUGAGCUGUCCCAGGGGCCAAUGCUGGGGCUCUCCUGCCAGCCCUGCCCCAUGCCUUGGUGAACACUGUCCCGGAGCUUUCCCCUGGCGGGAUUGCGCAGAGAUUUAUCUGCCUGCUUCAUGCCAUGGGCUCAGGUACAAGUGGGCUGGGUGACCUGGGCACAAGCUGGAGACAAGCCAGAAGCUCCUCCAGCCUCUGCUGGGGCUGGGGCUUUGUCCCUUCCACACUUGUGUAAGGGCUGGAUCGGUCCCUGCUGCCUGUCCCAGGACAGCCACUCCUUGCCUGCUCAGCAGCUUUGCACUGAUCAGAGCUGGGCAGGUCCAGGCUCUCCCCCAUCCGCCAGGAUAAGCUGAGCCAAAGCCUCCUGGGGUUAUCCAUCCUCAGGCACACGUCCAGUGGAGCAGGAGGGGCCAGGGGAGCGGGCUGGCCCCAUCCCUCUGCCGUUCCUGCCCUGCCCACAGUCCCUGGCUUCAGUGAUGGACCAGGGACAGUGGGAGCACCCAGAGCUGGACCACAGUUCAGCUCUGCUGUACACUGGAUUUGCAGAGAAUGGAGAUGAUUAAAUCACAACUGUUCCUG
This is a messenger RNA of Pseudopipra pipra, 7358 nucleotides long. RefSeq names its product proline dehydrogenase 1 (gene PRODH). Gene Ontology annotation, molecular function: FAD binding; proline dehydrogenase activity. Gene Ontology annotation, cellular component: mitochondrion. Lineage: Eukaryota; Metazoa; Chordata; Aves; Passeriformes; Pipridae. The record is from RefSeq and is a predicted model, not a curated record. Bases 5269 to 6570 code for a protein of 433 amino acids. The transcript is spliced from 13 exons.